Molecule: messenger RNA, 312 nt
Organism: Medioppia subpectinata
Lineage: Eukaryota; Metazoa; Arthropoda; Arachnida; Sarcoptiformes; Oppiidae
Source: the annotation of a GenBank genome assembly
AGAUUCUGGGAUGCGGUCCAAGAGCUUAAAUGUGUUCACAGUCGGGAUGUAUCACAUAAGGUGCAGGAGAUAUGGAAUGAAUACCUCGGAUCAGACGCAAACUGUCCCAUAAAUAUCGACUCGAAGUCGUUUGAGAUAUCGAAGAAGAAUAUGGACAGCAAUCCGAACAACCGGUGGAUCUUUGAUGAGGCGGCGGGACAUGUGUACCAACUAAUGAAGAACGACUCAUACCCGCGGUAUCUGCGGUCGGAUAUGUAUAAGGAGUACUUAAACGGUACCAAAAAGAAGUAUUAUAUGAAUGGUUUUGAAAAC